This is a messenger RNA of Aedes aegypti (yellow fever mosquito), 2993 nucleotides long. RefSeq lists its product as uncharacterized. The transcript is spliced from 3 exons. Bases 1770 to 2351 code for a protein of 193 amino acids. Lineage: Eukaryota; Metazoa; Arthropoda; Insecta; Diptera; Culicidae. The record is from RefSeq and is a predicted model, not a curated record.
GUAGUCGUCGUCGUCAUCGUUCGGUUUGGUAGAGCAUUUUCGUUUCCCGCUCGGCUAAAGCUGUCUCAUUAGUGCGCGCGCAGUUGUCGAAGCUGGACGCUUUUGCAGGAGCAGUCAAAAGACCUAAAGAGCAGCAGACACAAAUCUGCAGCACCGCUUCGAGGAGUAGUAGUACCAGCUUAUCCAAGGGAUUAGUGAGGUGUUAGGGUGACCCCCCGAUCAGGAGUAGAGCGCGCUUAGUGGAUCACCACGCACUGCAAACAGCGUCGUCAGCGGCAAGAGCGCAGAGAGUGCCGGGAGAUGGUAGUAGAAUAGAUCGUAGUAGGCGCGUCAGCCCAGCCCGAGAGACCAGAGUGCGUUUAGUAGUUUAGUGAACCGCGCAUUGUAGCCCGCGAGGACUCCGACUCUGUGCUUUAUUGUGGUGUUUAAGUGAAAAAUUGUCGAACCGAAACGACGUUAAAUAAAGCAAAAACGGCGGCCGAAGCGAGAGAAGCAGAAAAAAAGUAAUACACGAACAGGCACUCUGGAAGCGAAUUUCAGCGUGGGGUACCAGACAAAAGAAGUUUUGACUCGGUGUGUGCUUGCUCUCUUGGAAAGAAACCGGUGUGGAACGAUUAUCUCGGACUUGGUUCACUAAGUUUCUGUCGUCCGGUGCCGGCCAGUAAACGCUAGAGGAAGAAGCAAAAAGUGCAAACACAGAACUGCUGCAUACCAAAGAUCGAAGCUGUGAAGCAAGAGUUCCGUACUGUGUGGACUGUGGACUGUUAGAUCAUAAGUAUUUAAACCUAUGGAACGACCUCUAAGAUAUUUAUUUCAACACUGAUAAUUGUGAUUUCAACUGAAUGCUUAUAAAAUUUACACCAACCUAAUCGUACUACUAGAGUAAGCUAUAAAUCGAUAAGUUCUGCACCAAAUUAAAGUUACAAUCCAUCCAGCAUAAAACGAUUCAAAUCAACAAGAGCAUUUCAUUAGCCGCUAAGAGUGCACAAUCAAAUCAAAUCGCAACCCCUUAAUUUAAAUUUCUAAAACCCAUAAAAACGAACAGAAAAAAAACGUGAUAACGAUAAAUACAAUAAACCCCUUUUUCGCCGUCAAUCAUCGGUCUUAAAGAGCAACAAUUACCGCCUCCAAUUUUCCACUUUGGAAAGAACGCUAAUCGGGCGAGAAGAAAUCGGGGAAGAAUUGGAAAACCAAAUAUAAAAAAAAAACACUUCUACUUAUCGCCUUCGACCCCCCCCCCUCGUGAAGUGUGCGGAGGAGCUUAUUACGGAAAAUUUUGAAGAUUUACUACACCCAAACGCACUACCGCAACCGGGAGCAAUCGAGAAACGCUUUAUGAUAGAUUUUGCUUAUUUCAUCACAUUGCCUCAAAUCAAUCGCUACGCCUAAGACUGAGCAACAACAGAGAGAUCUUCGAAAGCAACAGCCUACUUAGUUUACCCUUCAAGUUAUUCGUAUGCCUACUACGUUAAGAUAAGCAACCAGUAACAAGAAUCACCAACCCCAUCGCAAGAGCAUAUUUGAAACAAGAGAUAUUCAUCGUUUACCCUUUAAGAUUAUACACAUCUCAACGAUACUCCUCAUCGAGCAAUAACAGUAGUUCGUAAUUCUACCGCCUAAGCUAGACACGUAAGCGCACUGCAAUCGUACUCUUUAUACGGCAACUGCAAUCACCUUGACAAAGGAGCGACAAGGCUGUCAACUCAACCAAAUAUUAAGUUAUCAACCCAGUAAACCUAAGUGACAUCAUUCAUCAAUCCGUCCCCACAAUGUUACCAAGCAAUCAACACCAGCACCCAUCGUCGCAGCAGCAGACGGUAUCUCAGGCCGAUCAGCAGCAGCAUCUGCUCAACACGGUGGGCAUGAGUGCCGCCUACACCACCACAUCGACCAGCUACAGCAUGAGCUACCCGGUGGUCACCGGGCACCAUCUCAACGAGAACAACAACCUGGUGAUGCAUCCGUCCUAUGGCAAACCGGCCGCUCAUGUCGCUCAUCAGCUUCCACCGGCGUCACUCAUCACGCUGCAGCCGGUCGCUCUGGACGCUCAUCACCCGUCUUUGCAUCACGUGCCCGGGUUGGGACAGCCCCAGCCAUCGCACACCAUCACUUCGCUGUCCCAGCCCGGCCUCGGCCAGCAGGGAAUGUCCUCGCUGGGACACGGAUCUCAUCAGCAGUCCGGCGGGCAGAUGUCCGUCGGAAUGUCCGGUCAUUCAUCUUCGAUGAACGAUCCAAACGGUAAUGACGAUGGUAGGUUUAUCCGGUUGGGUGUGGAUCAUCCAGGUCCUGGUACAGGUCUCUUUCUGCGUAGAUGCAAGCGAACUUACUCUCGUUACAGCAGAACACUUUAGGGCCGAGGCAAGUCAGCGUUUCUAACACCAGCCUCGUUCCACCGUUAAUAGCCGGGGUUUGGAUUUGAGCCAACUGGAAGAGCGGGCGAUUCUCUUUACCGGCAAUGGGAAACCCGCGAACUGGACACUAAUAAAAAUUUGUAUAUAGCGUGCUAACAAGCGUCCGGUUUCAACAAGGCUGGUUUCCAUUGUCCGUAAGAAGACGCGCCUCGGUGGUCGACGAAUCCUCACAUUUCGCUUCGCUCGAACAACGAAGACGACGACGAGUGAUGGGGAUCGUAUUUCACACGUUUUCGCUCCUCUCUGCGUGGUUCAAGUCCGGAUCUGUCAGACCUUUUCGGUUGGUGAUCUGGAUUGCAAACAACAACCAGAUCAUCCUGGUGUGGUUGUUAUGAACGGGUGGAACGAGGCAAUUAGCAUCAACCGGAUCCGGAGGGAGAAGAAGAAGAAGGCAUUGCUGCGGCGCUGCUGAUGGAGCAGUACGAGUCUCUCGGAUAACCAAACCAUUAAUCGACUAACUUGGCAUGAGAGCAGAAGACAACCGUAGACUUACUUACCGACUAAACAUUUCGGACUGACACUCAUAUACGCAUCAUAACUAACCGACUAAUCCGGGCCAAUCGCCCGCCAGCUAUAUGCAAG